GGCGGAACCAAUGGCCGCUCCUCAUCCGCUCCCCUGACGGUCCCAGUCAGGCCGUGGCGUCGAGAGCUCCACCUCCGACCGGCCGCGGAGCCUAAGUGCGGGCCUGCGUGAAAAGUGCCUGCGGCUGAGGGGAAGAUGGCGGCGGCCGUGGCGUUGGUGGCUGGGUUGCGCUUGGCGCGCAGGGCCGUGGCUGCCGCGGGGUCGCGGGGGGUGCAGGUCCGAGGAGCUGCUGGUGUGACUAAUGGGAAUGAAGUGGCCAAGGCCCAGCAGGCAGCUCCUGGGGAAGCAGCCCCAACCAUCUUCUCCCGGAUCCUGGACCGAAGUCUCCCAGCUGACAUUCUAUAUGAGGACCAGCAGUGUCUUGUGUUCCGUGAUGUGGCCCCUCAGGCUCCUGUGCACUUCCUGGUCAUUCCUAAGAAGCCCAUUCCUCGAAUUAGCCAGGCUGAAGAGGAGGACAAGCAGCUUCUAGGACACCUACUCCUUGUGGCCAAGAAGACAGCAAAAGCUGAGGGCCUGGGAGAUGGAUACCGACUUGUGAUCAACGAUGGGAAGCUGGGCGCACAAUCUGUGUAUCACCUGCACAUUCACAUACUUGGGGGCCGACAGCUCGGGUGGCCUCCAGGUUGAACUAACCAACUCACCAAGAACCCCAGGCCUGGAUGCUUGGAUGGGGAGGAGGAAAAGGGACCCUGUGUUGCUAAUAAACAUGCUCUCAUCCAACUUUGAA
Messenger RNA from Choloepus didactylus (southern two-toed sloth), 727 nucleotides. It is a transcript of the gene HINT2, whose product is annotated as histidine triad nucleotide binding protein 2. Gene Ontology annotation, cellular component: mitochondrion; cytoplasm. Gene Ontology annotation, molecular function: hydrolase activity. Bases 136 to 627 code for a protein of 163 amino acids. The transcript has 5 exons. Lineage: Eukaryota; Metazoa; Chordata; Mammalia; Pilosa; Megalonychidae. The record is from RefSeq and is a predicted model, not a curated record.